Messenger RNA from Colletes gigas, 4449 nucleotides. RefSeq names its product plastin-1 (gene Fim). The record is from RefSeq and is a predicted model, not a curated record. NCBI's taxonomy places the organism in Eukaryota, Metazoa, Arthropoda, Insecta, Hymenoptera, Colletidae. The transcript is spliced from 4 exons. Gene Ontology annotation, molecular function: actin filament binding; calcium ion binding. Bases 310 to 2205 code for a protein of 631 amino acids. Gene Ontology annotation, cellular component: actin filament; actin filament bundle; cytoplasm. Gene Ontology annotation, biological process: actin filament network formation; actin filament bundle assembly.
UGGCGCCUCAGUAUUCGUUCCGACUCCGUGCUAGUGGGACGCGUUCCCGCGGUGUCUGGCUGCUUCGUGAUCGCGUCGUGACCAGAAACGCGUACGCGAGGUGCGAGAACGCCCCAAGUAACCGUUCUUGUAACUAUCCGCGUGUACCGGGUGAAAAUUACCGACUCGUGUUCGACAAUUUCCAGUACGAUUGUGGUGCAACUCGUAUACAAGACAGCCUAGGAAGGAAGGAAGGAGAGGGAGUAAGAAGGGUCGCGCAGGGACUGCGGAGAAAGGAAAGACGAAAGGAUUACAGUAUAUUCGAGCAACAUGGCUACUGCGAUCGACGACCGGCAGGAGUUGCUGGAACAAUUUCGGGCGAUCGACGAGAAUGGGGACGGUUUCAUCAACCUCACGGAGCUGCGCAGCGCCCUGGACAUAUGCGGGUUCAAAAUGCCCGGGUACAAGGUGCGCCAGAUGAUCGAGGAGUACGACGACAAGCAGAGGUCCGAGCACAAGGGACGUCUCUCAUUCGAGGAGUUCGAGAAGCUCUGCAAGGAGCUGAAGGCAAACGAGUUGGGGUCCACGUUCAAGCAGGUCGUGUCGAAGAAGGAAAAUCUCGAGACUCUGGGUGGGAUUUCGGAGGCUUCCAGCGAGGGCACCACGCACUCGGUGAGACUGGAGGAACAGCUCGCCUUCAGCGACUGGAUAAACACAAAUCUCUCCCACGAUCCCGAUUUGAAGCAUCUGCUGCCCAUCGAUCCGGAGGGCAAGGCGCUGUACGAAAAGGUCAAAGAUGGAAUUCUCCUCUGUAAAAUAAUCAAUCACUCUUGCCCGGACACGAUCGACGAACGGACCAUCAACAAGAAGAAUCUAACAUUGUACAAGAAGCACGAGAACUUGACUCUGGCUCUAUCCUCGGCCCAAGCAAUCGGUUGCAACAUAGUGAACAUCGACGCCCACGAUCUCACGAAAGGUUCUCCUCACUUGGUCCUCGGUCUCUUAUGGCAGAUCAUCAGGAUCGGUCUGUUCAAUCAAAUCACUCUGGAGAAUUGUCCUGGGCUGGCCACUCUGCUGCAGGAUGGCGAGCGUAUCGAGGACCUGCUGAAACUCUCGCCAGAAUCGAUACUGUUGCGAUGGGUGAACCAUCACCUGGAGAACGCCGGAAUCGCCAGACGGUGCAACAACUUCCAGUCGGACAUCACCGACUCCGAGAUUUACACCUAUCUGAUCAAGCAAAUCGCCCCCCACACCGCAGGCGUCACUCUGGAGGCGUUGAUGGAGCCGAACCACACGUCACGAGCGGAGAUCAUGCUCCAGCAAGCGUCGAAAUUAGGAUGUCGCAGCUUCGUGACGCCCAGCGACGUGGUGAACGGCAUAUACAAGCUGAAUCUCGCGUUCGUCGCCAACAUGUUCAACAACUACCCGGGCCUGGACAAACCGGAGAGCAACAUCGAGGGUCUGGAGUCUCUGGAGGAGACCAGAGAGGAGAAGACCUACAGAAACUGGAUGAACUCGAUGGGCGUGGUGCCUCACGUGAAUUGGCUCUAUUCCGACCUGGCUGACGGUCUGGUGAUCUUCCAGCUGUACGACAUCAUCAAGCCGGGCACCGUGAACUGGAACAGGGUGCACAAAAAGUUCACCAAGCUGCGGAAGUUCAUGGAGAAGCUGGAGAAUUGCAAUUACGCGGUCGAGCUUGGUAAAACGAUGAACUUCUCGCUGGUGGGGAUCGCCGGUCAGGAUCUGAACGACGGGAACGCGACGUUGACGUUGGCGUUGAUCUGGCAGCUCAUGAGAUCGUACACCCUGUCGAUUCUGACGUCGCUGGCUGGCACACAGGGCAGCACCCUGGUCGAGAAGGAGAUCGUCCAGUGGGUGAACUCGAAACUACAGGGGGCGGGGAAGAGCAGUAGCAUCAAGGGCUUCCAGGAUUCCUCGAUAUCCGAUGGAAAGGUGGUGAUCGAUCUGAUCGACGCCAUUAAACCGGGAACGGUUAACUACGAGCUCGUCAAGGAGGGUGGCGCUGAGGAGGAGAAUCUGGACAACGCGAAGUACGCGAUAUCCUUGGCCCGGAAAUGCGGCGCGCGCGUCUACGCGUUGCCUGAGGACAUCACCGAGGUGAAACCGAAGAUGGUGAUGACGGUGUUCGCCUGCCUGAUGGCGAUGGAUUACAUCCCCAACAUGGACUCCGCGAAGCAACAGAACAACGUGAACAACGGCCAAUAAUGUCGCGCGAACGUGUUUCACGCGCGAGAACUGUCGACUGAGCCUUGGUUGCCGCGGUACACCGUGUCUCUGCUGCGAACGUAAUAAUUGUAUAUACCUAGGUUAGGGUAGCUUGUUUUCCAAAAUGAAACCAGGGAGAUAGAUAGAAAGGAGAAUCAUGGAACGAAUCACGGUACGACGACAAUGGCGUUCACAUUCUGGACCAGCGGACCUCGUAAAUUGUCGGACAAAACCUUUCUGACUUAUGAAACACGAUAAAUCCUGUAUCCGAUCCACUGGAGAGACUGCUACCAGCACACUGUGAUUAUUGUAUCGAUUAAGUUACAGAAGUUUAGACGUCAAUCGAUAGAGUAGGAUCAGAGAGAUGUUGGGGGAGUAUUUCGGUCUAGCAAUCUUUCUUUGUUAUUUUUUUAAAGGCAAACCAUAGACAGCUCUGUAUUGAGAUUCCGUACAUAUAAAUAGUGUUGUUUCGAGUAUACACAGUAUAUUUGUCAAGAAAAAACACUGAAAAUCAUAGGAGAUACAGAUUAUUGAAAAGUGUCAUGGCUGACGCAAUUCUAGCCGGUUCCCAGCAGUAACUUUGUUAUUUCUAUGCAUUUCCAAGCCGUUGAUCUGAAGCAAAUGAAACGAAAAUCGAUCUUUUUCCCCCAAAUUUGAGACCAGAGUACUUCCUGGAGUAGAAAUCCUCAAGUUCGAGGCCCAGCGUGAUUUUAUCGAGUCCUUGCGUGGUCCAGGAUGUUGGGCAACGCCGUAGAUCCUGCUAGCGAGCUUCGAGGGAGUGAAUCGUGGAGAUGGAUCGUUACGAUCGUACGGAGCUACGUGGAGGCGUUUAGUGUAUACGAUAGCACUUCUGUACGCUUCUUUACCGGUUGUCGGUCGCGAGAGAAUCGUAUCGCGUGAUAUGGGAUUCCCCCUCUCCAAUCUUAUUCCGCAAUCAUAUCCUUGUCUAGCUCAAACACGUUCGUAAUUAGGACUGUUCGAGUAUUUUAGAAGUGUUCGAAUGCUACGAACGAACAUUGAACACUUGAGUAUUCGAAUGUCGGUGUGAAACAAGAGUGUACUCUUGCACUAUGACUGGGACUGCUUAUCGAAUCGCACUGUUUCGAGUAAUUCUAGAAUACCACGAAUAUUACUCUGAAAUCCAGCGUACCUUAUUAUUAGACUGCGGAUGUUUAUGCAUUUAUGGGAAAUUUUAAUCCUCAAAAAACUACAGAAUGCAUUUGAUAUGCAAAAAUAUAAGAAAUACUUAAUUUAGGGGUUGAGACAGCACUCUGUGAAGCUUCCGUUUCAAUAAUUUUAUUAACAAAAAUAUGAAUUUGCAUGAAGAUCCGCAGUCUACUUAUUAUCAUUUGUUCUCCCCGUGUCGUUUAUAAUUAUCAUUAACGCGUUAAAUGGCGAUCACUGACGUUAGGAAUAGCACUAAAGAACAAGCAUGCCAUUUUGUAAUUUGAAAAAAUGUAUUACUAAGAAGGAGAAAGAAGAAAAAAGAAAAAGUAUCGUGGUAUUCUGGGGUUGGGAAUAACCGAGCGCCCAGUUAUUCGAAUAGUCCGGUAUUCGAAUGGUAUUCGCCGAAAAUCUGAAUCAUCGAAUCGUAGGAAUAUUGAAAUACAGAGAAAUUAGAGAGAUAGUCCUAGACCUGUUCGUAACGCGACCCUAGAUUUGUAUAAAUCGAUUUUGUAACAUCCGUUCUGUCAAUAAUCGAUGUGGGGAAGAAUAGUCAAUGAAAAUCGACGCGACAAAGCGUUCAUAUACCCAGAUACCGAGAAAUUCGAAUGUCAUUCGACCGGUAUUCGAUCAUCCGGGUCGAAGGUUUUAAUCAACUUCGUGGGAACGAAAAUAAUUGGCGUAUACCGGAUAUACGCUACCUUCAGAUUGUCGAUUAUAUAUAUAUAUAUAUAUAUAUACAUACAUAUAUACUAUAUUUACAUUCUUAAAUCAUAUAUAUAUACUUGAGAUGUAUACACGUAUUUGAUAUUGCGAGAAACUGUCAUACUUUUACAAUGACAAUGUCUUCGAUCGAUUAAUCAAUUAAAUUGAGCAACCUGCACGAGGCAACGCUGAAAGUUGUACGAUUCGUUUAAACAAUUGAACAGGAAAUAAUUGCGAAACUUUUGGAUGCAUUUGAACGUUCGUCCUCGAAUCGUUUUGCGAGGACGAGCGACGUUUAACGUUUAAUUUUAAACCUACCUGAAUUUUAUAUCGACGUUCGAACGUGUUUUAAUAACAUGCAAUUGUUGAUAAAAA